UUCUGUCUCCUCCUCUGUCCCGUGUGCCUGUGUCUCAGCUCCAACUUUCCAGCAGCUGCUGCACUCAGCUCUCUCUCUCGCUCUCUCUCGUGCCCUCGCAACAGUCAGUCGUACCUACGGCCACCAUGAGCCUCAGAUCCUCAUACAGCGUGCGCUCCAGCCGCAGCAACGUGCCCAUGGCCCAGACCACCAUCCACCGCACCUCUGCGGCGCCCGCCUACCGUGCGGCCAGCAUCUACGGGGGCGCCGGGGGUCACGGCACCCGCAUCUCCUCCGUCUCCUACGGUGGGGUGCGCAGCGGCGCCCCCAUGGGCAUGGGCUCCUCCGGCGGUGGUGGGGCCUCCUUCUCCAUGCACGUGAGCGGCAGCGACGCCAUGGGGGGCAUCAUGGGCAACGAGAAGGGCGCCAUGCAGAACCUGAACGACCGCCUGGCCUCCUACCUGGAGAAGGUCCGGUCCCUGGAGGCCGCCAACAGCAAGCUGGAGGUGCAGAUCCGCCAGGCGCUGGAGAAGAGAGGCCCCGACGUGAACGACUACAGCCGCUACCAGGUCAUCCUGGACGAGCUCAGGAAGAAGGUGUUCGACGCCACUUGUGACAAUGCCCGCCUGGUGCUCCAGAUUGACAACGCCCGCCUGGCUGCCGAUGACUUCAGAGUCAAGUAUGAGUCAGAGCUUGGCAUCCGCCAGUCUGUGGAGGCGGACAUCGUGGGCCUGAGGAAGGUCAUCGACGACACCAACCUGAACCGCAUGAACCUGGAGAGCGAGAUCGAGUCCCUGAAGGAGGAGCUCAUCUUCCUCAAGAAGAACCACGACAACGAGGUCAUGGAGCUGCGUAACCAGGUCGCCCAGUCCGGCGUGCAGGUGGACGUGGACGCUCCCAAGGGUCAGGACCUCGCCCAGGUCAUGGAGGAGAUGCGGGCGAAAUACGAGAAGAUGGCACAGAAGAACCAGGAAGACCUCAAGAAGUGGCACGAAUCACAGAUCCAAGAAAUCCAGGUGCAGAUCACACAGAGCACAGAAGGCCUGCAGGGCGCACGCACAGAGGUCACUGACCUCCGCAGACAGAUCCAGACGCUGGAGAUUGAGCUGGAGUCCCAGAGGAGCUUGAAAGGGUCGCUGGAAGGCACACUGCGCGACACGGAGAUGCGCUACAACAUGGAGAUCGAACAACUGAACGAGGUGCUCCGGGGCCUGGAGGCGGAGCUGACGCAGCUGCGGCACAACAUCCAGCAGCAGACGCACGAGUACGAGGCCCUGCUCAACAUCAAGAUGAAGCUGGAGGCCGAAAUCGCCACCUACAGACGCCUGCUGGACGGCGAAGACUUCAAACUUCAAGACGCCCUCCAGGACCAGAAGACACUAAAGACGAAGGUCACGACAGUCACGCAGACCCUGGUGGACGGAAAGGUGGUUUCCUCGAGCACAGACACCAAGGAACGGGACUACUAGUCCUAACCCUCCCCCCUUCCUGUUCUACGUGCCACACAACACAAACACGAAUGGCCCGCCACUGACACAAAACCAACAACGUCGUAAAUCAUUGCACUUGUUUUUUUAACCCUGACGGUUCAAAUGUACGCAAGGGAAACUUUCUACAAACCCUACCUUGCUGCGGCGAGGUAGAUGUGGAAAAUGUAACUUAAUUUAAUUUAAUCAAGCCAAUUUGACUGAGAAAAUGUUCCCUUUUUGCAGGCUCUUAUUUGCAGCUUUGACUCAUGUCAGUGUUAUUCCAACCAUGUCUUUUGCCAGUGUUUUCCCUGUUGUGUUGUCAUCUGUGUGUCUGUUCGUAAUAAAAAACAACAUUUCUCAAAGCA
Messenger RNA from Engraulis encrasicolus (European anchovy), 1813 nucleotides. It is a transcript of the gene krt18a.1, whose product is annotated as keratin 18a, tandem duplicate 1. Gene Ontology annotation, molecular function: structural molecule activity. The record is from RefSeq and is a predicted model, not a curated record. Gene Ontology annotation, biological process: intermediate filament cytoskeleton organization. The coding region runs from base 126 to 1448 and encodes 440 amino acids. Lineage: Eukaryota; Metazoa; Chordata; Actinopteri; Clupeiformes; Engraulidae. The transcript has 7 exons. Gene Ontology annotation, cellular component: cytoskeleton; keratin filament.